Molecule: messenger RNA, 1050 nt
Organism: Ilex paraguariensis (yerba mate)
Lineage: Eukaryota; Viridiplantae; Streptophyta; Magnoliopsida; Aquifoliales; Aquifoliaceae
Source: the annotation of a GenBank genome assembly
AUGAAUGCCAUGAACGAUGAGCUUCCCAGAAUACAGGAACAAGUUUACUAUGGACAUAUAAAUUCUCAUACUGAUGUUCUGGACAAAUUUUUAUCUGAAAGUGGUAUUCAGCGAUAUAACCCACAGAUUAUAGGGAAUGGCAAGGUCAAACCAAGAUUUAUAUCUUUCUCUGCAUCAAUUUUUGGAAAGGAAUCAGUGCUAAAUGACAUCCACUACUUGCACUCUCCUGAAUCUAUAGAUAAUUUGAAGCCUGUGACUCAUCUUCUUGCUGUUGACGUCUCCUCGAAGAAAGGGGUGAAGUUGAUUCAUGAAGGAAUACGCUAUCUGAUGGCAGGUUCUAAUAGUGCUCGCUUAGGAGUGUUAUUUAAUACCAAUCGGGAUGCUGAUUCACCCAGCCUCCUUUUUAUGAAGAUUUUUGAACUCACUGCAUCCUCAUAUAGGUCUGUCCAGUUUGCAAUGGAGACUACUUUGUGUUUUUUGCUUCGUGAGUNCUGCAUUGCGUUGCAGAUGGCAGGUUCUAAUAGUGCUCGCUUAGGAGUGUUAUUUAAUACCAAUCGGGAUGCUGAUUCACCCAGUCUCCUUUUUAUGAAGAUUUUUGAACUCACUGCAUCCUCAUAUAGCCAUAAGAAAAAGGUGUUAGAAUUCCUGGAUCAACUGUGCUCAUUUUAUGAGAGUGAAUACAUGCUUGCAUCUUCUGUUGUUGCUGAAAGCAAUCAAGAAUUUAUCAAAAAAGUCAUUGAGCUCGCUGAUGCAAAUGGGCUACCAUCUAAGAGCUAUAAAUCUGCUCUCUCUGUAUUUUCCAUUGACAAGUUAAAAAGUCAUUUGAAGAAGGUGGCACAAUUUUUAUACGGGCAACUUGGGCUUGAACAUGGUGUCAAUGCAGUUAUCACUAAUGGCAGGGUGACCCGCCUGGCUGGUAUUGGUACAUUUUUGAGCCAUGAUUUGCAUCUUCUAGAGUCUGUGGAGUUAAAGCAGAGGAUAAAGCACAUUGUGGAAAUUAUUGAAGAAGUCAAGUGGGAGGAUGUAGAUCCUGACAUUCUGACAAGGUAG